Molecule: messenger RNA, 864 nt
Organism: Mollisia scopiformis
Lineage: Eukaryota; Fungi; Ascomycota; Leotiomycetes; Helotiales; Mollisiaceae
Product: NAD(P)-binding protein
Exons: 3
Coding region: 1-864 (287 amino acids)
Molecular function (GO): oxidoreductase activity, acting on the CH-OH group of donors, NAD or NADP as acceptor
Source: RefSeq, a predicted model, not a curated record
AUGACUCCAAGGCUCUCAGGUCGUGUCGCGAUUGUGACAGGCUCCAGCUCCGGUCUGGGACGAGCCAUUUCCUUGCGCUUUGCGAAAGAGGGGGCUGUGGUCAUGUGUGCAGAUAUCUAUGCAGUCGCAAAGGCAGAUGCAGUCUAUGGACUACAAGUUCCAACGCAUGAAGUCAUCAAAUCUGAAGGAGGAAGAGCCUCGUUCGUGCAGACUGAUGUACGAAAGGAAGAUGAGGUGGAGCUUCUGGUCACGCAGACAGUCCGCGAAUUUGGGAGACUGGAUAUAAUAGUCAAUUGUGCAGGCGUAGCGAUGGCAGAUGUCGAUGGUCUCGCAGGUCAACCAGGCGGGGUUCGUGUCCAUGAGCUCGAGACUUCAUUGUUUGACAACACAAUGGCGAUCAAUACUCGUGGCGUCUUUCUUGGCUGCAAAUACGCAUUAAAACAAUUUCUUGCCCAAGAAGCUCUACCAGCAAGCUCUCGUGGCGAUCGUACCCGUGGGUGGAUUAUCAACAUUGCUAGUACUGCAGGAUUGAUUGCUCUUGGUGGUGCGCCAAGCUAUACGACGAGCAAGCACGCUGUUAUAGGGUUGACGAAGCAAGUUGCCAUUGAUUAUGCGAAGAAUAAAGUGCAUUGCAAUGCUGUUUGUCCUAGUUUCAUCGAUACGCCUCUGAUAUCGAAGAUCACUAGAGAUACAGAGAAUCCAAUUGCACUUGGGACGGCUCAGGCCCUUGUUGCCGCCCAUCCUUGGGGAGCACUUGGUCAGCCAGAAGACGUGGCUUCUGCUGCAGUUUUCCUGGCAAGUGAGGACUCACAGUGGGUCACAGGCCAUUCUUUGGUCAUAGACGGAGGAUAUACUGCUCAGUAA